AUGGAAUCUACUCGGACUAUCUUAUCUUCUGAACUCAAAUUUCCUUGUUUCAAGGGUUUGCACUGCAGAGACUUGAAUGAAGUAGCAUCCAAAUCUUUUCUGAGGGUUAAGAAAGAUAAUGUGCAAGUAUCUAAACAUCAAGCCGGAAAAUCCUUUGUUUCUAGCCUUUUAGUGCCUGCACAGUCUGAAGGCUUGUCUAAGGGAAAGAAACAGCUGGAAGUGGCUAAUGGAAAUGAAAUUGUGAGGACAUUGUUGAUUGACAACUAUGAUAGUUACACCUACAAUGUUUACCAAGAGUUGUCCAUCGUUAAUGGGGUGCCUCCAGUGGUGGUGUAUAAUGAUGAUUUGACAUGGGAAGAGGUUUGUCACUACUUAUAUGAAGAAAAAGCCUUUGAUAACGUUGUUAUUUCUCCUGGACCUGGAACUCCAUCACGCCCGGAAGAUAUAGGAAUAUGCCUUCGGCUGCUGCGUGAGUGCAAGGACAUCCCUAUUUUGGGUGUUUGCCUUGGCUAUGAGGCUCUGGGACAUGUGCAUGGCGCUGAAAUUGUUCAUGCACCUGAACCAAUCCAUGGACGCUUGAGCGAACUUGAGCAUAAUGGGUGCAGUCUAUUUGAUGAUAUACCUUCUGGGCCUAAUUCGGGAUUCAAGGUGGUUCGAUAUCAUUCCCUUGUUAUAGAUGCCAAAACACUUUCGAAGGAACUCGUACCUAUAGCAUGGACAUCUUCCAGUGACGCACUUUCUUAUCUUGAGAUCCAGAAGUCUGGUGAGAGUCCUGAUGCUUACGAAAGUCAGAUGGGGCAAAAGCAUGGAAAUUCAUCACCUUCCAGGCAUUCAGAGAAAAUUCAGAAUGGGAAAAUCCUCAUGGGUAUAAUGCACUGCACGAGACCUCAUUAUGGGGUUCAGUUUCACCCUGAGAGCAUUGGAACCGCUUAUGGAAGGAAAAUAUUCAAGAACUUCAGAGAGAUUACCCAGGAUUAUUGGCUGAGAAAGAUAUUAUUCUCAAACGAGAGAAGGGUCAAUGAUUUAUUUAGUAUUAUGCAGGAACCUCGUUCGAGUCGACUGUUUAAAGAACUUCUCGGCCAUAGACGGCUAGUACAUAACGCAGGAGAAAGGAGGUCCUCUGGUUUUCCCAGUUUACUAAAUCUGUCACUCCCAAGCUCUGAUGUUAAAUUUCUGAACUUGGAAUGGAGGAAAUUCAUUGGCUUGGCUGGACAAGUUGGUGGAUCAAGAAAUAUAUUUUGCGAACUAUUUGGAGGCAAUAAUGCUGAGUACACCUUUUGGCUGGACAGUGCUUCAACAGAGAGAGGGCGUUUUUCGUUUAUGGGAGCUAAAGGUGGAUCUCUUUGGAAGCAAUUCACCUUCAGACUGUCCCAUAAAAGUGAUACAGCUUCUGAAGGGGGAGGUCAUCUAUCUAUUGAAGAUUCUCAGGGCUCCAUCACAAACACAUUUCUGGAAGGUGGUUUCCUAGAUUUUCUGAACAAGGAGCUUCUAUCAAUUCGGUAUGAUAAAAGAGAUUAUGAGGGACUACCAUUUGCCUUUCAUGGUGGAUAUGUUGGUUAUCUUGGGUAUGACCUGAAAGUUGAAUGUGGUGCUGCAUUUAACCGGCACAAAUCAAAGACUCCAGAUGCUUGUUUUUUCUUUGCAGACAAUAUUGUGGUGAUUGAUCAUCAUUAUGAUGAUGUUUAUAUUCUGUCCUUACAAGAAGGAAGCACAGCCACACCAGCAUGGUUAGAUGAAACAGAGAAGAGGCUUUUAGGCCUAAAAGCUUCUGAUACAAACAAGUCUGAGGUGGCUAUGUCACUGACAGCCACACUAUCCCCAUCUGAAGCAGGCUUUCUGGCUGACAAAUCCAAGGAGCAAUACAUGAAAGAUGUGAAGCAGUGUCUUCAAUUCAUCAAAGAUGGAGAAAGUUAUGAGUUGUGUCUUACAAGUCAGCUAAGAAAGAGAAUUGGGGAAAUGGAUUUGCUCGGCUUUUACCUACACCUCAGAGAUAAGAAUCCUGCACCAUUUGCUGCCUGGCUUAAUUUCCCGAAGGAAAAGCUCUGCAUCUGCUCUUCUUCUCCAGAAAGGUUCCUAAAGCUGGAUGAAAAUGGGAUGCUGGAAGCAAAGCCCAUCAAGGGAACCGUGCCGCGUGGUUCCGCGAAGGAGGCAGAUGAACAACUGAAACAGAAACUACAGUGCAGUGAAAAGGAUCAGGCUGAAAAUUUGAUGAUUGUUGAUCUGCUGAGGAAUGAUCUAGGUCGUGUCUGCGAGGUGGGUUCUGUGCAUGUACCCCUUCUCAUGGAUGUGGAGUCGUAUACAACUGUUCACACAAUGGUGAGCACAAUUCGUGGGAAGAAGGACUCCACUAUGAGCCCUGUGGAUUGUGUGAGAGCUGCAUUCCCUGGCGGUUCUAUGACUGGUGCACCAAAGUUGAGAUCAAUGGAGCUUCUUGACUCCAUUGAGAGCAGUUCCCGAGGUAUCUACUCUGGCUCCAUCGGGUUUUUCUCAUACAACCAGACAUUUGAUCUCAACAUCGUGAUAAGAACAGUGGUGAUACAUGAGGGUGAAGCUUCAGUGGGAGCAGGAGGAGCUAUUAUUGCUCUGUCGGAUCCUGCAGGCGAGCACGAAGAGAUGAUCCUGAAGACUCGUGCCCCAGUAAAUGCUGUUGCCAGCUAUCAGAAGGGAGCAGCAUCAAAUGAGAAGAGCAGUGACAGUGAGCUACAAUCUGAGGAAUAA
Messenger RNA from Vitis riparia (riverbank grape), 2718 nucleotides. RefSeq names its product aminodeoxychorismate synthase, chloroplastic-like. Gene Ontology annotation, biological process: folic acid-containing compound biosynthetic process; L-tryptophan biosynthetic process. The record is from RefSeq and is a predicted model, not a curated record. The transcript is spliced from 12 exons. The coding region runs from base 1 to 2718 and encodes 905 amino acids. NCBI's taxonomy places the organism in Eukaryota, Viridiplantae, Streptophyta, Magnoliopsida, Vitales, Vitaceae.